This is a messenger RNA of Solea solea (common sole), 4750 nucleotides long. RefSeq names its product semaphorin-3D. The record is from RefSeq and is a predicted model, not a curated record. NCBI's taxonomy places the organism in Eukaryota, Metazoa, Chordata, Actinopteri, Pleuronectiformes, Soleidae. Gene Ontology annotation, molecular function: semaphorin receptor binding; chemorepellent activity. The transcript is spliced from 18 exons. The coding region runs from base 311 to 2737 and encodes 808 amino acids. Gene Ontology annotation, biological process: axon guidance; negative chemotaxis; neural crest cell migration.
GUGAGAGACAGAGGGUGAGACAGGGGGAGGGAGUGUCACUGUCUCCGCUGCUCUGAACACAUGUGUCCACUUUGUUUAUAACGUGCGGAAGCUUCAGGUGAACAAGACCCGGACCCGACACUGUCCAGAACCAGAACCAGAGCCAGAACGACCCGCUUCUGUGUCCGCGCUGAGGCAGGAGAACCCGGUGCCGAAGAGAGCCGAGACUUCCCGAGUCCAACUUCAGCUCACUGUGGCCCAGUGUGAUGUGACCGGUCCGUCCGUCCGACAGCUCCCUCUUUCUCUCCACAUCAGCGACGACCGAUCAGCGAUGACACAUCCUCAGACGGCAGGAGGAGUCAUGAACGGAGGGGCGGGGUCUCUUCAAAUCCUGAUGUUGUGGCUCCUCCCACUGCUGUGGCUGACACCUGUGAACUCCAAUGUCAUUCCAGAUGCCAAAUCCCCAAGCCAGACGUGGCCACGCCUGCAGCUGUCACAUGACGACCUCAGGAACAGCUCUGCCAUCUUCUGGAUGGGGGACGUCAGUGGCGGUGGAUACCAGACUCUGCUGUUGGACGAGGAUCAGGGCUGGCUGCUGGUCGGUGGUAAAGACCACAUCUACCUGCUGAGGCCUGAGAGCCUGGAUCUGCCUGCACGAGCGGUUCACUGGCCCGCGGUCAGAGAACAUGUGGAGCACUGCAGGCUGGCGGGGAAAAGUGUUGAGAGUGAAUGUGCGAACUUUGUGCGUCUGCUGCAGCCGUUCAACAAGACGCACGUUUACGCCUGCGGCACCGGAGCGUUUCAUCCACAGUGCACGUACCUGCACAUAGGAAACAGCAAAGAGGGGCCAUCCUUCAUGUUGUCUCACACAGUGGAGUCAGGACAAGGCAAAUGUCCCUUCAGUCCCAGAGAGCCGUUCACUGCCAGACUGACCGAUGGGGAACUGUACGCAGGCACCGCCGUCGACUUCAUGGGAGCCAACGCUGCAAUCUUCAGAACAACCAUAGAGGGCAGCACUCAGCACUACAUCCGCACCGAGGCGUACGACCACAACUGGCUUAACGAGCCAGAGUUCGUCGGUUCCUUCUCCAUCCCCGACACCCACAGUCCGGACGAUGACAAGGUUUACUUCUUCUUCAAGGAGAAGGCGGUGGAGGCGGGACAGUGGGACAAGAGGGUGUACAGUCGCGUGGCUCGAGUCUGCAAGAACGACGUAGGAGGGAGGCGGAGUCUGAUCAACCGCUGGACGACCUUCCUCAAAGCCCGACUCGUGUGUUCGGUGCCGGGACCGUCUGGCGUCGACACACAGUUUAACGAGCUGGAGGACAUUUUUGUUCUGGAGACUAAAGAUCCACAGAAUCCGAUCAUCUACGGCAUCUUCAGCACGUCCAGCUCCAUAUUCCGUGGCUCAGCUGUGUGCGUCUACUCCAUGGCGUCGAUCCGCGCCGCUUUCAACGGCCCCUUUGCCCACAAAGAAGGUCCCGACCACCGCUGGGUGGAGUACAAAGGCCGCAUUCCAUAUCCAAGACCUGGAACUUGUCCCAGCGAGACGUACGACGUGCUCCACAAGUCCACCAAAGACUUCCCCGAUGACGUGGUGAGCUUCAUGCGGCAGCAUCAGCUGAUGUGGGAACCCGUCCCGCCUCUGGGCGGCAGACCCGUUCUGACCCGGGUCAACGCGCCCUACAUCCUGAAGAGAGUGGUGGUGGACAGGGUGGACGCCGAGGACGGGCCUUAUGAUGUCCUGCACCUGGGCACCGAUGACGGGAAGGUGGUGAAGGCCGUGUCGGUCAUCAAAGACAACUGGGACACAGAGGAGCUCAUUCUUGAAGAACUGACCGUCUUCCAGAGUCCGACCCCCAUUUUGAGCAUGGAGCUGUCAACAAAGAGGCAACAGCUGUAUGUGUCGAGUGAGCUCGGUGUGGCUCAGCUGCGGCUCCAGAGGUGCGAGCUGUACGGGAGCGACUGUGCCGAGUGCUGCCUCGCCAGAGACCCCUACUGUUCCUGGGACGGACAGACCUGCUCCAGAUUCUUCCCCACCAGCAAGAGGCGAGCGAGGAGACAGGAUGUGAAGUAUGGCGACCCCUGGAGCCAGUGUCCUGUCACAGAGGACGACUCUGACUCGGUGGAGGUGAAGGCCGUGUACGGCGUGGAGGGAAACUCCACCUUCCUGGAGUGUCGACCUCGGUCGCCUCAGGCCGAGCUCAGGUGGACGGUGCAGCAGAACACGGGAAGUCAGUCACAUGACAGCAGAGCGCUGCCACAGAGUGAUGACGACCGCUCUGUUCAGAUGAAGCGGGGGUUGCUGGUUCAGCGCCUGGAGCUGGCUGACGCGGGCUUCUACACCUGCGCCAGCCACGAGCACUCCUACACCCAGGUCCUGGCCCGAUACCAAAUUCACAUAAUCCCCAGCCAGGGCCUCCACCCAGCCAGCUACCAGCAGAACCACAGCCCGAACCACGGGAGGACUGGCUCUGCCGGUGAAGCCGUGCCCGGUUUCCUCGGCCACGCGGGGCAACCUCAUCCUCCACCUUCUCUACCGGGACACAGGAACUCGUGGCUGCCUCAGCAGCUCACUCUGAAGACCUACAAAGACCUGCACAUGAUCGGGACCAACAGCCUGAGCGUGGACCAGUACUGCGAGCAGCUGUGGUACCGUGAGAAACGCCGGCAGCAGAAGCUACGCGCCCUGAAGCUGAAGCAGGAGAGCAGGAAAGCACGGGUGAGGAGGAACAACCCUCCUGAGAUUCCACUGUAGUCCACCUGCAGGACACAAGACACUGUCCACUGUGCACUGUCCACUGUCCAUGGACAACAGACCCUGUACAAGGAAAGACUGUUAUGUUCAUUAAAAAAAGAGUGGUAUAUUCUUAUCCUGUAUUUAGACAGUACAAAAAAAUGUAAUUAUUAAUGUAGAAGAGUUUUUGUCUGUGAACUUGUAUUAUUAUUAUCAACGUUUAUUAUUGUUUGGGACGUGCAGCGUGAAAAUGCUGUUUAACUCAUGGCGCUUUUCCAUCGUACAGUUCUAGCUCUACUCGGUUCUACUCAGUCCCGCCGUUUUCCAUCACCAUAGCUCCUCCUCCACGUGGGCGGGGUCGUCAUAGCGCGGCUGUGUGAAACUGCCGUGAUGUUAGGGACGUUUUCUACGUGACACAAACAGACAAUGAAUCAUUAGAAUCAGUUGAUUCUAAAUAUUUGUUCACAGAUUCGUUCAGUCACUGAAGUGAAAUACCAGUGAACGUGCUCACGAUCGCCGGCUUUCAGCAGUGCUGUCUCUAAAUACAUCUGACUCCUCUGUUAAAUAUGGACGACACUCUGUGACCAAUCAGAGGCCAGCAGUCUGUUGACGUUUAGUAUCAUCUGAGUAGAGUCGAGCUAGAACUCUAUAACGGAAAAGCGCCAACAGUCCUGUUCAGUGGUUAAUUGUAAGCAACUUGGACUGAAACGUGAAACGACUUGUAGUUGCCUACAGCUAACUGCUGAAAAUGCUAUUUAGCUAGAGAAAUUCAGACUAUCUUGAUGGCAUAAUCACAGUGUGUGUGACCAAAGUCUUCAAAACAAACUAGAGACGCGUACACCACUGACGCAGAGAUGAUAGCCUAACAAGUUAGCAAGUUAGCACUUCACGAAAAAUUUUCCAGCAAAAGUAUGGCAAAAAUUCGCUGUUUUACUACAGUGAUUUUUGGGGUGUUGGACCUUUGACAAAAGGGCUAUUGCUGCCUGUCAUUUGUCAUCAGAACUUCCUAGGUCACAGGACCUGAAGGAAUGCCUCCGCCCCCCCGGACUUGGAUUUCCAACCUCAUAUAACCCGAGUUAUGGCUGCCUCCGCACAAACUCUGCUACUUUUACCGUAAAACUGCUGUAGCCUGCUCAUAUGCUAAUGCUAACUUUGUCUGUACCACAUAACCACAUCAUUAAUGUUAACACAAAUUUCACAUUACUAGGUAGAUCCAGUAACUUCCUUCUUCAAAAUCAUUUUAAAUACUGAGGAAAUAUGUUAAUAACUUAAUUUUUUUUAACUUACCUCACAAGAAAUUCUUGUCAUUCGCCAGAAGUUAGCCAGCUAAUGCUAGCUUUUUCUUUACACCUUUGAAAAUGGCAGGGUAAGUUUAGCUAAAAUGUUACAAUUUCACUACAGAUGAGUUCUAGCAUUUUGGGGGUGGAGCUUUGACAGGACGGCCAGGUGUGACCUGCUAUUGCUAACUUUCUCGCACCUACUGACCCGUAGUUUUAGAGUAAUGACUCGUAGUUUUACAGAAACUAGCAGCCUGAUUCCUUUACUUUUAAACUUCAAUGGUUUUAAUAAAAUUCUGAACCAGGUUCACACAUCGUAUAAACGGACGACAGAAGACUUUGUAAGUGUUUGCCCAGUUUUACGGCUCAUUUCAACCGUUCAUCGGAAACACACAAUGUUUUCCGCGUUAUGUAUUUAUGUUUGUUCUGAGACGUGCUGCUCAUCUUCACUCAUGAGAUCUCGACCUCAUAGCUAUAAAGGCCUCAGUGGAAAACGCACACGUAAAAUCUGAAAAAAAUCCUUAUUAUUAACUCUGCCAUGUAACUCAGAAUUAUUAUUCAGUCUUGUAUAUUAAAAAGCUCUAUUUUUGAUAGGUUUUUCUACUUUAAGUAGAAUUUAGAUUUUUAUACACAAAUGUGUUUUUUUUCCUUGUUACUUUCUAAUAAGCUUAAAGACCCAGAUCUUAGUAAUCGAUGUGUUUUAUACAGAAUGUAAAAAAAAGGAAACUCACAUACAAAAUAAACAAUACUUUAAAAA